Molecule: messenger RNA, 504 nt
Organism: Arachis ipaensis
Lineage: Eukaryota; Viridiplantae; Streptophyta; Magnoliopsida; Fabales; Fabaceae
Source: RefSeq, a predicted model, not a curated record
AUGCAAAGGAUAGGAAAGAACUGGAAGGAUACAAGACACAACUUGCAUAAGUGUUACAAAGAAACAAGGACUUUUAAGGAAAAUCUUAAGCAUCGCCCGUCAGGAAUAGAAGAAAAUGAAUGGAAAAGGUUCCUUGAAUAUCGCCAGAAGGAAGAAACAAAGGAGAAAGAACAAGGAAGGUCCGUUGGUAGAGGAGAGUUGUUUAUCAUCACUCAUAAGAAAAAAAAUGGUUCGUAUAUCCAUCCUGAUGCGCGUGUUGUUAGUGUAAAAGCAAUUGCGGAUGUUAAGAGGCAGGAUGAAUCCUCUAAGCACAUUUCACAAAAUGAUUCGCUAGCACAAGUUCUUGGAAAGGAGCACCCAAGACGAGUUCGUGCCUUAGGUGCUGGACCAUGUCCCAUCCAAAUAUUUGGUAAUGCUAUUGGACAACCAUCGGGUUCUGGUGAGCCAAAUCAAGAGUAUGAGAGGAGGAUUGUAGAAUCAACUGCUAAGAUAGAAGAAGAGUAG